Molecule: messenger RNA, 3814 nt
Organism: Anopheles stephensi (Asian malaria mosquito)
Lineage: Eukaryota; Metazoa; Arthropoda; Insecta; Diptera; Culicidae
Product: probable ATP-dependent RNA helicase DHX34
Exons: 6
Coding region: 154-3762 (1202 amino acids)
Biological process (GO): nuclear-transcribed mRNA catabolic process, nonsense-mediated decay
Cellular component (GO): intracellular anatomical structure
Molecular function (GO): RNA binding; ATP binding
Source: RefSeq, a predicted model, not a curated record
CUUCAUCUUUCCGAAAAUUCGCAAUUAAACAAAGUUUUCCGGUGUAAAAAUGGGGUUUCCCCUGAUACAAACCCUUGCAAGAAAGUACACACAUUAAGACUAAUCACAUUCUGUUAGUGUUCCGGUGUUAUUGCCGGUAUCUUCAUCAUAAUCAUGAGUCACCGAUCGAGACAUUCCGGUUCGCGAAGUUCCAGCCGUCGUUCGAAAUCGCGUAGUCCACCAGCCGGAUCUCGCGACCCCAAACCAGUCUGCAGUCAAGCGGAGCAGACGAAUCUGAUUCAUUUCUCCUUUCUGGAUCACAAAACGGAGCUGAAUCGGGUGCUGCGCGGGUACUGUGUGCGCGAUCAGCUAGUGGACGAUGUUGGCGAUUUCUGGCUGUUUGUGAACAAGUAUGAGGCGUUGCUAAAACGUACCGGACAACCGAUCCUUCCCGAUCCGCCGACCACCACGGCUCCCGAAGGCAGCAAGCGUGAACACUGUCCGACCGGGACGAUUCCUGCCGAAUACAGUAAAGCGCUCGGGUGCUGCAUAUCGCUUCGAGUACCGUUCGAAGAACUGUUUGCCCGGUUAGGAGGCGCCGGUUCCGGUGUCAUAACGCGCACCAAACUGAUCCAGCUGCUGCAGAUCGUAACGCACUAUCUAGACUUCCGGCAGCGGGAAAAGUUUAACAAGCUGCGCAAACUACGCCAGGCUCAGGCGAAUCUACCGGUCGCCAAACAUCGGGAGGAAAUUGUGGAAGCUGUGCGUAGCGAGCGUGUCGUAGUGCUGGCAGGCGAUACCGGGUGUGGUAAAUCUACGCAGGUACCACAGUAUCUGUACCGGGCCGGGUAUGAAGGAAUUGCCUGCACGCAGCCGCGCCGUAUCGCGUGCAUUUCGCUGUCGAAGCGAGUGGCACACGAACUGUUGGCCGAGUAUCGCACCGAGGUCGGCUACCAGAUCCGGUUCGAGCGUAGCAAGAACACCAACACGAAGAUAUUGUUCAUUACGGAAGGAUUGCUGCUGCGGCAGCUGGCAAGCGCGGACAAUCUCGAACAGUACUCGGUCAUUAUACUGGAUGAGGUGCAUGAGCGCCAUCUGCACGGGGAUUUUCUGCUCGGAAUCGCCAAGUGUCUGAUCCGGGCACGGCCCGAUCUGAAGCUGGUGCUCAUGUCGGCUACGAUCAACAUCAAGCUGUUCGCGGACUAUUUCUCCGAGGAGGAGGCCCGCAUCAUCGAGGUGCCGGGACGGCUGUUCCCGAUCAAGCUACACUACAUGCCCCAGCUGCAGGAUGUACCGGUCGGGGCAGCGGGCAGUUCCGGCAAGCGCACCCAAAGCGAUCGUCUCAGUCCGGAACCGUACAUACAGAUACUGCAGCUAAUCGACCAAAAGUAUCCACCGACGGAGAAAGGUGACGUGCUGGUGUUUCUUAGCGGUUUGAACGAAAUAACGGCGAUCGUGGAUGCUGCCCGCGAGUACAACGAGAAGAACAAGAACUGGAUCAUUCUGCCACUGCACAGUACCCUGUCGAUCGCCGAGCAGGACAAGGUGUUCGAUUACGCACCGGACGGUAUGCGCAAGUGCAUCGUGUCGACCAACAUUGCCGAAACGUCGGUCACGAUCGACGGCAUCCGGUUCGUGGUGGACAGUGGGAAGGUGAAGGAGAUGAGCUACGAUCCCACCACGAAGAUGCAGCGGUUGAAGGAGUUCUGGAUAUCGAAAGCAUCUGCCGAGCAGCGAAAGGGCCGCGCUGGACGUACCGGGCCAGGCAUUUGCUAUCGUUUGUACGCGGAGAAACAGUUUUACGAUUUCGAUGCGUACAGCACGGCGGAGAUACUGAAGGUGCCGCUAGAGUCGCUGUUGCUGCAGAUGAUAUCGAUGGGCCUGCCGAAUGCGCGGCUGUUUCCUUUUGUCGAACCACCGCCGAUGGAUAAUGUGGAGAACGCGAUCGUUAGUCUGAAGGAGGCGGAAGCACUGACGGAGGAUGAAAAGCUAACGGCCCUCGGUAAAGCGCUGGCCAAGAUUCCCGUCGACAUCGGUAUCGGGAAGAUGCUGCUGAUGGGUUGCGUGUUUCAGCAGCUGCAACCUGUGCUAACGCUGGCCGCAGCACUAAGCGUACAGUCGCCGUUCACCAAUCGAGCGUACCGUGAUCCGGAGUGUGAGAGAGCACGCAAAUCGCUCGAGUCCGACCAUGGCGAUCCGAUCACGUUGCUAAACGCUUACAAGGAAUGGUUGGAGAUAAAGCAACACCGGACGGACUAUGGGCGUCGUGACGAUGGUGAUCGGCGCAGUGAAAGCUCCAAGGUGUGGUGCCGUCGUCGAGGUCUGGAAGAGCAACGGUUCUACGAAAUCACCAAGCUGCGCAAUCAGUUCCAGGAUCUGCUGCAGGACUGCGGCCUGAUGGAGGCCCAGAACACCGAUCAUCUGUCCAGUGCGGAGCGUGCGAUUCGUAACGGUGAACUACGCCAGCUGAAGGAACUACGGAAAGCGCAUCGGAUGGAAGCACCACGCAAGCGCAAGCUGCUCAAAUCGGAUCCUUGGGGAUUGGGCGAGGAUGGCGAUGAGGACGCGGACGACGGGAAGGUGGACAUAAGGGAUGUAGAGUUUCGAUUGAGUCACGAUUCCUCAAAACUGCAGCAUCUGGUUUCGGGCGCCACGGCUUGCAGCUAUAGAGAUCUGAUGACGCUGAAGUUAAUACUGGUCAGUGGGCUCUAUCCUCAGGUGGCAAUUGCUGACGAGUUCAACUACUGCAAGAGCCUAUCGGAACAAUUCUUUCACACCCGCGCCAAACCGUACGUAUCGCUGCAUCCGAUGAGCUUUUUCGGCAACAAUGCGCAACUGCUGCAGCUGACGGACGCUGAGAUAGAGGAGAAACCACCCACAUACAAAUCGCGCCAGCCGCUCAGCUCCCGGCACCAGAUUGUGUGCUACCUGACGCUGCUGGAGACGAACAAAUCCUACCUAACCAACACGCUACGUAUGCCGGCCGCCCAAACAAUGCUGCUGUUUGCACACACGAUCGAAACGAACCUCACCUUCUCGCGGAUCGUUUGUGACACCUGGCUCUGUCUGGACUUCCCGGCACCGGAAAGUGGGCAAGCGUUGCUGCUGAAAGCCACCAAGCUGAGAAGACUCUGGAAUCGGUUGCUGGCGGAAAAGCUAAAAGCUCUCACAGUAACGGCAGACGGUGAGCUAACCAAAGUCGAACGGAACGUCUCGAUCGAGCAGAUGAACCUCGAGCUUUGGUCCAGCCUGGCACAGUACAUGAACACGGAAGUGUGCUACACCAUGAAGAAGCUGCUGCCGGCAGAUCUGAAAUCACUUUACGUUGGACCUACGAUGGCGGAUGACGAUGGUGUGCAGCGAAUGGAGCUGCCCAAUCCUAACCCGUUCGCGGAAGAUUUCCAACCCUUGCACAACGAAACGAAGGGAGGUCUGUUUCUGACCGAAAACAUCACCUACGGCUGUGUCGUCGAGACAGAUUGGAGUAUGCAGAUGCAGGAGCAAAUUCUGGAACAGGACUGGGAAUGUGCCCAUUGUCGGGGAACGUACCGCUUGACCGGAUUGCAGAAGCUUCAACACGCCGUCAUUUGUAAGCCGAUAAAGGACGACGAAGCGAGUGUGCCGAUGCCAGCAGCGAGCGAGAUGAUGGGUUCAUCCAGAGCGCUAAAUGUGGCCCGGUACAAUUGUCCAAACUGUGGUCAGCAGCUAGUGUUGAGCGCAAUCGACGUUCUGAAACACAAGAAGGGUUGCGGGAAGCGCAUUAAGCAGGAACCGCAGGACUAACGAGGGAACAAUAAAGAACAUGCCGUUGCGCGCUGGUGUGUGUCCGUGUAUA